CGUAUGAAUUAAACAACCUCCAAAUCUUCCACUACAUCUAUCGCGAACUUGAAACUACAAAUGCUAGUGAAGGACCUUCAAUCAGAGGAAGAAUAUUGUUAAUCAACGUUGCACAAUUGGGAAUUGUGUUAUGUCCAAAGGAGGCGUGGGGGUUUUCAGUGGCACUGUGGAGAACAUGCACCUGCAUUGGAAAUACAGAGAGUUGGUUAAGAUCAUUGUGAAAGCUAAGAGCAUUGAACAAGUGAAAAGUAUUGCCCUAGCCCUAGAGGCAGAGAGUGGCGGCGUAUUGGUUUCAGUGCACAAAGUAUCCAAGGGGUAUUCCAUAAUUGUGUUUAGAGGCAAGGGCUAUCAGCGUCCUUCUACCAUUCGCCCUAAAACUCUUUUAACAAAGAGGAAAGCCUUGGCACGUUCUGUUGAACUUCAGAGGCGUGAGGCUGUCCUGAAACACAUUGAAGUUGUUAAAAAAAGAGUGGAACGGCUGAAGACCGAAAUUGAAGAAAUGAAUAGUGUAAAAGAUGAUGGAGAUGAGGAACUAUACGAGAAACUAGAAUCAGUUUAUCCUACUGAUGAUGAAGAGAGUGAGGAAGAAGCGGGCGUGGAAGGAUAUUAUAGUGAUGAUGAACUUGUAGAUGGGAGCAGGGAUGAGAAGUCAGUUCCAUUGGGAGAAUGUCGCAGGGAUUCCUGGGGUUUCUCAGAUACAGACACCUUUGGGCUUACCUCAAGAUUGGUAGCUCUCUUGGUGAAAACAGAGAGGGCCUUUGUGAAAAGUUUAGGGCCAUCAACUAUUGAAUCAAAGGGGAUAAUUAUGAAUUUUCCUUCGCCACCGGCAACCACCAUGGCCGAAGUUUCUUCCGUCUCCUCCGAUAAUAACAACUCCUCCAAAUCUCCCCACCUUGCCUUCACAACAAUCUACUACAUCAAACUCCAUAUUCCGGUUCAACUCAGCAUCUCCGAACCCAACUACAAGAAGUGGAGCCGACUCUUUCGUCUCCUUGUCCUCCGCUUCAAUCUCAUGGGAUUUCUUGACGGUACCACCGUCGCAUCUUCCGCCGACGACAUCGAAUGGUAUCAAUUUGAUUCCCUUCUUCAAGGAUGGAUCCUAUCCACGGUCUCGGAUGAAGUCUCAGAUCUCGUCCUUGCCAACAGUCCCUCCACAUAUGCCUUAUGGAAGGCGAUCUACAAACUCUUUCAUGAUAACAAACAUGCUCGGGCGAUGCAGUUGGAGCACUGCUUCCGAACGACCGUCAAAGGAAAUUGGUCCAUCAAUGCUCUUGUUUUACAGGUUCUUCAAGGCUUGCCCCAUGACAUCCGAAGCCAAGUGCACUUUUUGCAGUAUCAAAAUCCAUUCCCGACAUUCCUGGAGGUUCGGUCGGCGCUCUUCCUGGUGGAACAGCAACAAGCCGACGUCUUCCCCAACGCUGGCCCGUCAACUGCCCUCAUUAGCACCAGCGGUGGCAGCGGCAACCACACAGCCGGCGGAGGACAGCCGCGGCAGUCGGGAGGCGGCUCUGGAACAGGGGCAGCAAUGAAGGAUAUCGUGGGCGCGGACGUGGACGUGGACCGCACCAAAGCCAACAACGUCGGUGACGAACCGGCGGUUGUAUUGCAUCCGCUUGUUAGCACGGCCGCGGGGCUUCUUCUUCUUGUCUUGCUUGGUGACUUUAGGAGUCUAGCCCCUCACCUUUCUGGCAUGAGCUAAGGAUCCGUGAACCUUACCCAUUGCGGAUUCUGAACUUUCCCGUCGCCGAUGGAGAUGGGUUCGGACGCGUUUCAGAAACGAAGACGAUAUACCCUU
Molecule: messenger RNA, 1795 nt
Organism: Cuscuta campestris
Lineage: Eukaryota; Viridiplantae; Streptophyta; Magnoliopsida; Solanales; Convolvulaceae
Source: the annotation of a GenBank genome assembly